AUGGCUUAUCCGACAUCAAUUUUCAUCACAGGAGCAAACAGAUGUAUUGGCCUUGGUUUAGUAAAGGAGUUUCUCAAAGUUUCGUCUGUGAAGAUUGUAAUAGCUGCUGCAAGGAUUCCGGAAAACGCCAAGGAUUUAAUUGCCAUAAACGGCAGUCGGUUGAAAAUCGUCAAAAUGGAUGUGACGUGUGAUGACUCAAUCAAGGAUGCAUACAUCGAGACUUUCUUACCUCUGUUGAGCAAGGCCUCUUCUCAUUGCACAGGUAAUCACUUGGGUGUUGACCGUGCUGCCAUCAUAAAUAUGUCGAGUUGCUCGGCUUCAAUUAUGUUGAACGAGGAAGGAUCCGGUGUUGUUGGUUCUCUGGCUUACAAAAUUAGUAAAUCCGCUUUGAACCAAUUAGGGAAAACAAUGGCUGUCGAUCUUGUGAGUGAGAAAGUGCUUAUCGCUCAGUUUCAUCCUGGUUGGGUGAUAACCGAUAUGGGCACUAUGGGUGGACGAGUAGCUGAAAUUACUGUGGAGGAGUCGGUCUGUUCACUGGUGGAGUCAAUGUCAAAGUUACGAGAGCGACACAAUGGAGGAUACUUCGACCGCCGACUAGAAGUCAUGCCUAAUUAG
Molecule: messenger RNA, 615 nt
Organism: Angiostrongylus costaricensis
Lineage: Eukaryota; Metazoa; Nematoda; Chromadorea; Rhabditida; Metastrongylidae
Source: the annotation of a GenBank genome assembly